Salvia splendens (bonfire salvia) is the source of this 2534-nucleotide messenger RNA. RefSeq names its product GPI transamidase component PIG-T-like. Gene Ontology annotation, biological process: attachment of GPI anchor to protein. Bases 380 to 2053 code for a protein of 557 amino acids. Gene Ontology annotation, cellular component: GPI-anchor transamidase complex. The transcript has 5 exons. The record is from RefSeq and is a predicted model, not a curated record. Lineage: Eukaryota; Viridiplantae; Streptophyta; Magnoliopsida; Lamiales; Lamiaceae.
UAGUCCAACAUCAUCCUUAAUUUCUAAUUGUUGAUGAGCAUGUCAACAUUUCAUUUUUUUUAAUAUAUACUGUAGUUAAAAUUAAUUUAAAGUAUUUAAAAGUGACGCAAGCCCAUGAUUUGGCUCAUUAAUGCUAGCUUUGAUUUCCAAAAAAAGUCCAACAAGCUUGGCUAUACAGGGAUUUACCCUGCCCAAUAACAAACCGGGUCAAAAGAUCCGGAUCUCCCAAUUUGAAAUCGGGUUAAAAUUGAAUUUCACAGUCACAGAGCUCUGAUCAAAGCUCCCAUGGCGGAAAGUGCAAUAACAAUACCAUCCUCAAUAAAAUCAAAAAUUUAUUGAUUAUUAUUAUGUGCUUACAGUUUGAUGAGACGCUGAUCGAAUGAGCCGCUUCAAAUCCUUCGUGUUGCUGUUUCUCGCACUGUUUUCGACCACUGCAUCGAUAAAGGUAGAAGAGCUGAAUGAAGAGCUCACAGAGGCGUUGCUGCUGAGGCCUUUGCCCGAUCGAAAAGUUUUUGCUCAUUUCCACUUCCGAAGCAGUGCGCCGCCGUCUCAAAGAUAUGGACGCCACCACCACAUCUCCCCCAAAUCUAUUUACCAGCUGGUUCAUAAAUUCCAAGUUCGAGAGAUGGAGCUGUCCUUCACUCAAGGGCGUUGGAAUUACGAAAGAUGGGGAGGAAUUGACCCGAUUUCGAGCAGCAAUGCAAAGCCACCUGGAGUAGAACUAUGGGCUGAGUUUGAUGUUCCUCAUGAUCAAGUUGAUGAUUCCUGGAAGAAUCUAACGCAUGCUCUUUCGGGACUCUUCUGCGCGUCAAUCAAUUUCUUGGAGCGCUCGACUAGCUACUCUGCACCUCACUGGAGCUUUGGGUCGGCUUCAGGAAAAUUACGAUAUGGCACAUUGCCUCGUGAGGCUGUGUGCACAGAGAAUCUCACACCAUGGUUGAAGUUGCUUCCCUGCAGAGACAAAGCUGGGCUUUCUUCGUUGAUGGACCGGCCUUCAAUAUACCGGGGCUAUUAUCAUUCCCAGAGGGUGCAUUUGAAAUCAGAUGAAUCUGAUGCAUCUGAGACGAGUAUUGGGAUAGUGCUUGAACAAACCCUUACAAUUGUUCUUCGACCAGACACUUUUUCUGGAAAAGCACUGCAACCAAACUGGUCCUUGAGCUCGUUAUUUGGCAGGUCAGUUAGCGGAAAAUGCUCUCUUUCUAGCUCUAGUAAUGUGUAUGUGCAAUUGGAACAGAAUUUAGUGUCUUUGGGGGAUAAAUUAAGGGAAGGUAGUGAAGCUUCGGAGAAUGCUAUUUCUGUUGGUGAGGGCUUCCAAGAUAAUCCUCUAUUUGAAUUAUCACUACCUCCAAAAAGGGUUAUAAGAGAAUCCGGGAAUAUUCAUAAAGCAGGCUCUAUCCUUUAUGAAUUUUCAGUUGAGGAUUCCAAUGAAUUCAAGCCAUUUGAUUUGAGAUUGAACUGGAAGGUGCCGUUGGCCUGGUCAAGCCGGCAGGCACCCUUACAGGCUAGCCGUUUUUUAUUAGGAAGUGGGAAUGAAAGGGGAGCUAUCGCUAUCUCAAUGAAAUCUACCAGGAGCACCAACAAUGUAGAAAGAACUGGUGGUUAUGAUGAGAAUGAAUGUUUGCUCAGAGUGGGCAUAUUCCAAAUGGUACCUUGGUAUGUCAAGGUGUAUUAUCAUACUUUGAAAUUGUUUUUAGAUGGAGAACCUCAAUCGUCUACUGAAAACAUAGAGAAAAUACUUGUUUCGCCUUCUGAAGACAAAGUGUCCACUGGAGUGAUGGAAAUGAUCUUGAGAUUACCUUGUAGUGUUCGUACAGCGGCAUUGACUUUGGAGUUUGAUAAGGGGUUUCUUCAUAUUGAUGAAUAUCCUCCGGGUGCAAAUCAGGGCUUCGACAUUCCAUCAGCAGUGAUUCAAUUUACUGAUUUCGUAGCAAACAUGAGUUUUCAUGAAAAUUCCUUAGAACAAGUACCUAUAUUGUCCAAAGUUACAGGAAGAGGUUCCUGCUAUCUCGUACACAGAAGUACUCCUUGUGCCUUUGACAACUCCAGAUUUUAGCAUUCCUUACAAUGUGAUAACAAUCACCUGCACAGUUUUCGCUUUAUAGUUUGGACCCCUUCUGAAUGCACUAAGAAGACGUGUUAGUGAAGAAGAAAGGCUUCUAAGCGGAAAAGGUGCAAGAAAGGCAAGCCCGUUGACGCUGAUGAUAUCCAAACUCACUGCUAAGUUGCGAGGAAAGCCAUGGGAACCUCCGGAACCAUCAGACUUAGCUGGGAGGUCCUCCUCGAAGUAUAAGUUACUAGCAAAAGUCGCGUUGGUAGCCGGUGUAGCUGCUGCUUGGCAGUUGUAGCAUUUGGAGCAUCUCCCACUUAGUGUGAUCCUACUCAAGAAAAAAAGAAGGAAUUCCACAUAACUUAAUCUACAAGGAAUGAGAUGGAGAGUUCAUGUGAUUAAUUUGUGUUGUCACUGACCUUAAUAACAAUAUUUACGUUUAUAAGUUGUUAUUCUUAUACGAAACGAAAUAAGUAUUUCAACUUUA